Molecule: messenger RNA, 1284 nt
Organism: Oryza sativa Japonica Group (Japanese rice)
Lineage: Eukaryota; Viridiplantae; Streptophyta; Magnoliopsida; Poales; Poaceae
Product: momilactone A synthase-like
Source: RefSeq, a predicted model, not a curated record
UUUUAACCUCGAGAUCCCGUAUUUAAUUCCUAACAUGCUCACAAUUUUUCAAAAAAAUGUUUGGAGGGAUGUCUCUCAUUUCAAAUCUUUCUUUUUAUUAUAAAUAAUCAGCUUCUCUCCUUGAGCUACUCGCCGAGGCACACUUUGACUGACACUUCCAUUGCAGAAGAAGCAGAAGAGACAGAUCAAAGAUCAAGAUGUUCAGAGCAUUGCAGAUCGUCCUCAGGGGUAAGAGCCGAGGAUUUGUCAGUCACUUCUCCUCCACGGCUUCAAAUUCUGAAAGGUUGGCUGGGAAGGUGGCGGUGAUCACCGGCGCGGCGAGCGGCAUCGGCAAGGCGACCGCGGCGGAGUUCGUCAGGAAUGGCGCCAAGGUCAUCCUCGCCGACGUCCAGGACGACGUCGGCCGCGCCGUCGCCUCGGAGCUCGGCGCGGACGCGGCGUCGUACACCCGCUGCGACGUCACCGACGAGGCGCAGGUCGCGGCGGCCGUGGACCUCGCCGUGGCGCGGCACGGGCAGCUCGACGUCAUGGUCAACAACGCCGGCAUCGUGGGCUCCCUGUCGCGCCCCCCGCUCGGCGCCCUCGACCUCGCCGACUUCGACGCCGUCAUGGCGGUGAACACGCGCGGCGUCCUCGCGGGCGUCAAGCACGCCGCGCGCGUCAUGGCGCCGCGCCGCCGCGGCAGCAUCAUCUGCGUGGCGAGCGUCGCCGGGGUGCUCGGCAGCGUGACGCCGCACCCGUACAGCGUGUCCAAGGCCGCCGUGCUCGGCGCGGUCCGCGCCGCCGCCGGCGAGAUGGCGCGCUCCGGCGUGCGCGUGAACGCCAUCUCCCCCAACUACAUCCCCACGCCGCUGGUGAUGCGCAUCAUGGCGGAGUGGUACCCCGGGGCGAGCGCCGACGAGCACCGCCGCGUCGUGGAGCGGGAGAUCAACGAGAUGGAGGGCGCGACGCUGGAGCCCGAGGACAUCGCGAGGGCGGCGGUGUACCUGGCCUCCGACGAGGCCAAGUACGUGAACGGCCACAACCUCGUCGUCGACGGCGGGUACACCGUCGGCAAGGCGCCCAACCUGCCGGCGCCGCCGCAAUAAUCAACACGAGAAUCGGCGAACGAAUAAUGGCAACAAUUAUGCAUUAUUACUCCGCUAAUGAACAAAUCAUAUGCUUCUCGUUGUUUUUGCAUCGAUCAAAUGCAUUGUUGUGUUGGGAUCAAAUGCCUUUGUUUGGAGUGGAUGAGGUUUUGGGCUUUUUGCCCACGACAAACAAUGUCAAGAGAUGCUGCUCCAA